This is a messenger RNA of Carassius gibelio (silver crucian carp), 2116 nucleotides long. Its product is annotated as gastrula zinc finger protein XlCGF8.2DB. NCBI's taxonomy places the organism in Eukaryota, Metazoa, Chordata, Actinopteri, Cypriniformes, Cyprinidae. The transcript has 3 exons. Gene Ontology annotation, biological process: regulation of transcription by RNA polymerase II. The record is from RefSeq and is a predicted model, not a curated record. The coding region runs from base 270 to 1364 and encodes 364 amino acids. Gene Ontology annotation, molecular function: DNA-binding transcription factor activity; RNA polymerase II cis-regulatory region sequence-specific DNA binding.
CAUUUGAAUUAGGUAUAUGUGUAUGUAGGUGUGUAUAUAUAUAAAAAAUAAACCAGAAGAGAUGAACACACAGCGCUGGUUCUUCAUUGUGAGGAGGAGGAGUAAACGGAAUCUCUGGAUCGAGUUCACAGUAGGAGGCGGUAAUGCGCGAAACUGGUGCGAUCCGCCAAAGAAAGGGAAGAAGAAGACGACGUCAUGAGGAUGCGCCGCGCUCAUAUGAAAGAACUGAGUGUCCAACAAACUCCUGCUGAUGAGACACUGUUAUAAAGAUGGCAUUUAGUAAAGAGGAGAGGGAAGACAUGAAUAUUGAAGAAGCUUACAGAGUCAAACCAGAAGAUCAUGAGAAACAAACGAAGAAGGUGUUUAUUAAAGAGGAGAGCGAAGGCAUCAGGAUCGAAGAAGUAUUCAGUCUGAAAGAUAAUGAGGAGCAAACAGACCUAAUGGCAUUAAAAAAAGAGAAAGAAGUACUCUGUGACAUUGAAGAGAAAGAUCAAUACGAAAAUCAGCAUGAUUUCACAGCUGAAAAGAAAUCUUUAAGGUGUUCGAAGACUGACAAGAUUUCCACAUGGAAAAAAUCUCAGAAGACUAGAACAGUUAAAAGUGAUUUCACUUGCUUUCGGUUUGGAAAGAGUUUCAAUAAACAAGGAAAUCUAGAAAGGCAUAUAAAAAUUCACACUGGAGAAAAGCCUUACACCUGCAGGCAGUGUGGCGAGAGUUUUGCUCAACGUGUAAACCUUAAAGUCCACAUGAGAAUUCACAAUGGAGAGAGUCCCUUCACAUGCCAACAGUGUGGAAAAAUAUUCUGUCAUCAAGGAAGCCUUAGUCACCACAUGAGAGUUCACACCGGAGAGAAGCCUUACACAUGCCAACAGUGUGGAAAGAGAUUCAAUCAUAAAGGAAGCUUAGACAGGCACAUAAGAAUUCAUACCAGAGAAAAGCCUUACACCUGCCAGCAGUGUAGAAAAAGUUUUUCUCAACAUGGAAACCUUGAAGUCCACAUGAGAAUACAUAAUGGAGAGAGUCCCUUCACAUGCCAACAGUGUGGAAAAAGUUUCAGCCAAAAAGGAAGCCUCAGCAACCACAUUAGAAUUCACACUGGAGAGAAGCCUUACACUUGCCAACAGUGUGGACAAAGUUUCACUCAUAAAGGAAGCCUUAACUGGCACAUGACUGUUCACACUGGAGAGAAGCCUUACACAUGCCCUCAGUGUGGAAAGAGUUUUCAUCAGCAUGGAAACCUUCAAGUCCACAUGAGAAUUCACACUGGAGAGAAGCCUUACACCUGCCAACAGUGUGGAAAGAGUUUCACUCAUAAAGGAAGCCUUAACUGGCACAUGAGAAUUCACACGGGAGAAAAAUCUUAGGGUGGCAUGUUUUCCCCCAUAGCUCGGUUUGUUUGGGCAUAUGGGAACAAGGCACAAGUUAAAGUGAUUGUAAUAUGUUUUUGUUGUUACUUUCAUGCAGUUAAUGUUUCUGGAUUUAUUUGGAAUGUUGACAUUUUUGUAGAAUUCUUGAGGACUGGUCAGAAUAACUGUAAUUAUUUUGUUUGAAGUAGUUGUGCAGGUUUUGCCUCAUUGUCGCCAUCUCGGUUGGAAACCUGCAGUUAUCAGCAGAAUUUUCAUAUGUCUGUGGUUUUUGAUUCAGCAAGGCUCCUCAGCAUGGAUUAAUCUAAUGUUUCGAGGACUGUGUCUAUACUUCAGCUACUACACCAGUGUAGAUAUUCACUGUACUCUGGUAUUACAGAUACUAUGUUUUGGAAGUAUCACUAAAAUAAGAAAUUUCACUGGAAAAUGUAAUCUGAACAAGUAGCAUGGCUGCCACUUUUGUUCUGACCAUCUAAGAAAAAGAAGCAUUACAAUAAAUCAAACUACCAAUGGUGAUUAAAUCUAACGAUUGCUUUGCUCAUGUCACAUCAAACCAUACAAAUUUUUAUUGUAAUACUUUGUUCUCAAAUUGUUAAUGUUAAAGACAUCAGCACUGCAUGACUGUGUGUAUUAUUGUCCAAAGUCUUAUGCUUUUAACUGAAUCUUCAGUUGUCACUGAUGACUGUCAUUUGGACCUGUAUGGCCAUCCACCAUCAAAGUGACAAGUUUAAUAAAUAUCCAUCAUUGUGAAA